This is a messenger RNA of Bufo gargarizans (Asiatic toad), 1145 nucleotides long. RefSeq names its product nucleophosmin 1 (gene NPM1). The transcript has 11 exons. Bases 81 to 986 code for a protein of 301 amino acids. Gene Ontology annotation, biological process: ribosomal large subunit export from nucleus; ribosomal small subunit export from nucleus; ribosomal large subunit biogenesis. The record is from RefSeq and is a predicted model, not a curated record. Lineage: Eukaryota; Metazoa; Chordata; Amphibia; Anura; Bufonidae. Gene Ontology annotation, cellular component: cytoplasm; nucleoplasm; nucleolus. Gene Ontology annotation, molecular function: chromatin binding; histone binding; RNA binding.
CCUCGGUGUCUAUAUAAAGCAGUGUCUCGCGGGCGCCUGGCCUCAUUACACCGUCCAUUGUAGCUCGUUGUGUGUGGAGAAUGGAAGACAGCGUGGAUAUGGACAACAUGGCUCCUCUUCGCCCGCAGAACUUCCUUUUCGGGUGUGAACUCAAGGCAGACAAGAAGGAGUAUACAUUUAAAGUGGAUGAUGAUGAAAGCGAGCAUCAGUUGUCAUUGAGAACAGUUAGUUUAGGUGCCGGUGCUAAAGAUGAAUUACACAUUGUUGAAGCUGAAGGAAUGAACUAUGAAGGGAAACAACUGAAGAUUGUUCUUGCAUCUUUGAGACCAUCUGUGCAACCAACGGUUUCACUUGGUGGAUUUGAAAUUACGCCACCUGUGAUUUUGCGGCUGAAGUCUGGGUCUGGUCCUGUAUAUGUUAGUGGGCAGCAUCUUGUUGCUUUAGAGGAUUUGGGCUCAUCAGAUGAAGAGGAUGAUGAUGAAGAGGAGGAGGAGGAGAACACUGAAACAAAGAAUGCAAAAAGACCUGCUGCUACUACUUCUAAGGUUCCACAGAAAAGGAUAAAGUUAGAAGAGGAGGAUGACGACGAUGAUGAUGAUGAUGACGAUGAUGAAGAGGACGACGAUGAUGAGGAUGAUGAUGAAGAUGAAGCACCAGUUAAAAAGCCUGCUCCAGUAAAGGUGAAAUCCGUUCAAAAGUCAAGCCACAAUGGAAAGGCAUCUGAACCGUCCACUCCUAAAGCUCUAAAAACACCAGAACAAAAAGGGAAACAAGAAGCCAAGCAACAAACUCCAAAGUCACCCAAAACACCCCUUACGCUUGAAGAAAUAAAAGCAAAAAUACAGGCUACAUUUGACAAGGGUGGUAACCUUCCAAAAGUUGAGGCAAGAUUUACAAACUAUGUGAAGAAUUGUUUCAGGACUGACAAUAAGAAGAUUAUUGAUGACCUCUGGAAUUGGCGAAAGACCCUGAAAGAUAUUAAAUAAUUUGAAUUCUGGCAGUUUUCCCUUCCUAAUUUUAUACUUUUAAGUUAGAAAAUUUGUUUGGAUUGUUUUCCCACUUGUUUUGUGCACCUAAUGUUCUGUUAAGGUUAUAAAGAUGGGCCAGGCUAUACUAAUGUAAAUGAAUAAAACUAUUUUACUUGA